This is a messenger RNA of Triticum turgidum subsp. durum (durum wheat), 771 nucleotides long. The record is from the annotation of a GenBank genome assembly. NCBI's taxonomy places the organism in Eukaryota, Viridiplantae, Streptophyta, Magnoliopsida, Poales, Poaceae.
AUGGAGGUCGUGAGCGCCGCACACGGCGCGUUUGGUCCCCUGCUGGGGAAGCUCACCACCUUGCUCGCCGAUGAGUGUGCUCGGCUGAAAGGAGUCCGCCGUGAGAUCCGCUCCCUCAAGUCAGAGCUCGCCAGCAUGCAUGCUGCACUGAAGGAGUACACCAAACAAGAAGAUCCAAAUGACCAAGUGAAGACCUGGAUAUCGUUGGUCAGGGAGUUGGCCUGCGAUACCGAGGAUGUCAUCGACAAGUUCAUCCACCAGCUUGGCAGCGGAAGCCAUCAUGGUGAUUUCAAGGAGUUCUUCCGCAAGACCGCUCGUCGUCUCAAGACACUUGGGUCUCGUCGCGGAGUCGCAGACCAAAUCGACGAUCUAAAAGAUCGCAUCAAGCAAGUGAAAGAGCUCAAGGACAGUUACAAGUUGAGUGAUGCUCCUUCUAGCACCGCUGGCCCUGCAGCCGUGGAUCCCCGACUGCAGGCAAUAUUUGCUGAUGAGGCACACCUUGUGGGGGUGGACGGUCCAAGAGACGAUCUUGCCAAGUGGAUGUUGGAAGAAAACAACUCCUCCAAACACUGCAAGGUUUUGUCAAUUCUCGGGUUUGGUGGAUUGGGAAAGACAACACUAGCAAAUGAGGUAUAUCGCAAGAUUCAAGGAAAUUUUCAUUGUAAGGCUUUUGUAUCAGUCUCACAAAAACCAGAUGUAAAGAAAAUCAUCAAGGAUGUAAUCUCUCAAGUGCCAAGCGAAGAUGGAUCCAAAGAAGAUACUAGUGAUUAG